CUGCGAAUUUGCCAGAACUAUAGUGCAAAAGCCUGUAUUGAUUUUUGUAUCAGGAAGCAGAGAUGAUUGCAGAGAAACCCAGUUGGAUUAGACAUGAGGGGAUGCAAAUUUUCUCCAUUGAUGUUCAACCUGGGGGGCUUAGGUUCGCUACCGGUGGGGGUGACCAUAAGGUCCGUAUUUGGAACAUGAAGUCUGUUAGCAGGGACUUGGGAAAUGAUGAAUCCACACAUAGGCUUCUUGCGACCCUCCGUGACCACUUUGGUUCUGUCAACUGUGUUCGGUGGGCUAAACAUGGUAGGUAUGUUGCAUCAGGGUCUGAUGAUCAGGUGAUUUUAAUUCAUGAGAGAAAGCCUGGUUCAGGAACCACUGAGUUUGGCAGUGGAGAGCCCCCAGAUGUCGAGAACUGGAAAGUUGCAAUGACUUUAAGAGGACACACUGCUGAUGUGGUGGAUCUUAAUUGGUCUCCAGAUGAUUCGACGUUGGCUAGUGGGAGUUUGGAUAAUACUGUCCAUAUCUGGAAUAUGAGCAAUGGCAUUUGCACUGCUGUUCUUAGGGGUCACUCUAGCCUGGUUAAAGGAGUUGCUUGGGAUCCCAUUGGCUCCUUUGUAGCAAGUCAAUCAGACGAUAAGACUGUCAUUAUUUGGCGAACAAGUGAUUGGAGCCUUGCUCACAGAACAGAUGGUCACUGGGCUAAAUCACUCGGAUCUACCUUUUUCAGGCGGCUUGGAUGGUCCCCUUGUGGCCAUUUUAUUACUACCACUCACGGUUUCCAGAAGCCAAGGCAUUCGGCACCUGUUCUAGAGAGAGGCGAAUGGUCUGCCACUUUUGACUUCUUAGGACAUAAUGCCCCAGUUAUUGUGGUGAAGUUUAAUCAUUCAAUGUUCAGAAGGAAUUCCUCCAAUGCUCAGGAAGUGAAAUCUGCAUCUGUUGGGUGGAGUAAUGGAGCUUCUAAGACCGGAGGCAGAGAACCACAGCCAUAUAAUGUUAUUGCAAUUGGGAGUCAGGACCGCACUAUAACUGUAUGGACGACUGCAAGUCCUCGUCCUCUCUUUGUGGCGAAGCAUUUCUUUACUCAAAGUGUUGUGGAUUUAUCUUGGAGUCCUGAUGGAUAUUCACUUUUUGCCUGUUCCUUGGACGGGUCAGUGGCUACUUUCCAUUUCGAGGUGAAAGAACUUGGCCACAGGCUAAGUGAUGCUGAACUGGAUGAGUUAAAAAGGAAUCGUUAUGGUGAUGUGAGAGGUCGAGAGGCAAACUUAGUAGAAAGUCCAGCACAGCUACUGCUUGAAGCAGCUUCAGCUAAACAGACACCAAGCAAAAAAGUUGUCCCAGACAUUCAGCAAAAGCAGACGCUGAUAAAAUCUUCCCUUGAUGCAGAGGUUGCAACAAAGAGUGAACCUCAAGCUGAUGAUGGGAAGAAGAGUGGUGGAACUGCUGCUGAUGGGUUAAAUAAAGUGUCAACUUCUACCCGGAUUUCUAGUCCUGUAAAACAAAGAGAGUAUAGAUGCCCUGAUGGCAGAAAGAGAAUAAUUCCAGAAGCAGUUGGAGUGCCUGUUCAACAGGAAAAUAUUUCUACUGCAGCUCAGUCCCAGGCACUCGACUUUCCUAUUAUUGCAUCUGAUCGCGGAAAGGACGAUAAUGGGUUGGUUCCUACUGAGGUUGGCUUUAAAGAAAGUUUUGUUAGGGCAGCAGUAGGCCGAAGCUCUGAUCUAAAGGAGCGUUCUGGAGUCACUGCUAGGGCUACAAUUUCUGAGAGUCUCAUUAUUGAGAAAGUUCCAGUCUCCAUGGGCAAAGAUGGAAGCAUCAAUGUGGAACAGUCCGGGAGUGCUAAGGCUUCUACUUCUUUGCCUGCUUCUAGUACUUCUCUUUCUAUCAGGGUGUUUGAUAAGAAAGGAGGAGAAGAUGCCUUACCCUUUUGCUUGGAAGGUCGACCUAGAGAACAUGCUGCAAGCGAUAUUUUUGGGGUGGGAAAUACAUUCAUGAUGAAAGAAACAGAAAUUAUUUGCACUAGGGGGCCUCAAACGCUUUGGUCUGAUAGAAUCUCGGGGAAAGUCACUGUUUUAGCUGGAAAUGCAAAUUUCUGGGCAGUUGGAUGUGAAGAUGGAUGCAUACAGGUUUACACAAAAUGUGGGAGACGAGCUAUGCCAACCAUGAUGAUGGGAUCAGCAGCAACAUUUAUAGAUUGUGAUGAGUGCUGGAAGUUGUUGCUAGUUACAAGGAAAGGAACGAUGUUUGUUUGGGAUCUAUAUAACCGGAACUGUCUCCUUCACGACUCAUUGGGAUCUCUGGUUGCAUUGAACUCAAACUCAUCUGCAAAAGAUGCAGGCACAAUCAAAGUUAUAUCUGCAAAGCUAUCAAGAUCUGGUUCUCCUCUGGUGGUUCUGGCCACUCGCCAUGCCUUCCUCUUUGAUAUGAGUCUCAUGUGUUGGUUAAGGGUUGCAGAUGACUGCUUCCCUGCUUCAAACUUUGCAAGCUCCUGGAAUUUGGGUUCAGUUCAGAGUGGUGAGCUGGCUGCAUUGCAGGUUGAUGUUAGGAAGUAUAUGGCAAGAAAGCCUGGUUGGAGCAGAGUGACCGAUGGAGUGCAGACACGUGCUCAUUUGGAAGCUCAGUUGGCAUCCUCUUUAGCUUUGAAGUCUCCUCAUGAAUAUCGCCAGUGCCUCUUGUCAUACAUACGGUUCCUUGCAAGAGAAGCAGACGAGUCUCGUUUGCGAGAAGUCUGUGAGAGUUUUCUUGGACCUCCGACUGGGAUGGCAGAAAACACAUCUUCAGAUUCAAAGAACCUGGGAUGGGAUCCUUGUGUGCUUGGAAUGAGAAAACACAAACUUCUAAGAGAAGAUAUUCUUCCAGCAGUGGCAUCAAACAGAAAAGUCCAGCGAUUGCUUAAUGAGUUCAUGGAUCUCCUUUCGGAAUAUGAGAGUGCUGAAACUAACUUGGACGAAAAAAAUACCUACCCGCGAACAUCAUCUCCAAUGGCAACUGAUCAAAGGAACUCUGCCCCGCCAGCAAUAGAUCAUAUGGACUCCAGCCCUGCAACUAUGGAUGAAAAGGACUCGACCCAGCUGACAAAAGAUCAGGCAAAUUCUGCACCACCAACAAUAGAUCAAGUUAGUUCAGAUCCACCAUUGCCAGAUCAACUUAAUCUGGUGCUGCAAGGAAAAGAUGCAAGCUCUUGAAUUCUGCAAUUUUUAACCCUAGGAGCUAAUUUCUUCCAUAGGGGCAUGCCGACUUCAUGUUCCUGAAGUGGAUCUUGCGUUGGGGUUAAUCUUGCCCAUAUCAGCUUCCUUGCUUAAGAAUGGCUAUUUGCAGUGUAAAAGCUUUCCUCAAUUAACUGGCCUAUGCCCUCAAGGUCCUCUAUGAAGCUGCAUCUGGAUUUGAAACAACAUAUCUAUCUAACUUGCGUGAUGCACCAAAAUUCUCAACUUGCCUUUGGAUCAUCAGUUUUUUGUCAUCAACAUAGUUGAUCUUAUUUCUUGUAUAAUAUUAACAAUAAUUGUGAAUUAUUCAUCUUUCCAGCUCUCCUGUCUAAUUGGAUCAGAUAGGUUCUAACUUGUAUUUUACUAUAAUGGAGACUACUACACAGAUUGGAUCAAUUACUGUACAAUGUGUAAUAUUGCCAAUGAUUAGUAUUUUGUUUUU
This is a messenger RNA of Corylus avellana, 3633 nucleotides long. RefSeq names its product histone chaperone HIRA-like protein (gene HIRA). The record is from RefSeq and is a predicted model, not a curated record. Gene Ontology annotation, biological process: DNA-templated transcription; regulation of DNA-templated transcription; chromatin remodeling. Gene Ontology annotation, molecular function: protein binding; nucleosome binding. Gene Ontology annotation, cellular component: chromatin; nucleus; HIR complex. NCBI's taxonomy places the organism in Eukaryota, Viridiplantae, Streptophyta, Magnoliopsida, Fagales, Betulaceae.